GGUGUUUACUUCAAUGUGACACAUCAUGCAUUCUUCAUCACAGUCUCUCACCGCCCUCUUUCCCGCGCGGCAGCCAUGGUAACGAGAGCGAAGGGCGCUUAGCAACACGAGAGGAGGAGACACGGCAUUAUCUGAGAGCGGAGAAAAAUACCCACAGCUGCCGACCUUCAUUUCGUCAAGAGCUGCUUGUGAUGUCGACUUGAAAUGGUGAAAAUGGAAUGUUAGAUCGUAUAAACACUUCUUGAUAAAUUCGUCAAAUAAGUGCGAUGAAGUUUGUCGUGGUUUUAGUCGCCUCUGGCCUUUUGGCUUUUCUUGGCGCGGUCAUCUGCAUCAUCGCCAGCGUUUAUUCACGUUCAUCGGCCGCCGCGCCGCAGGCGUUAUCAGACAACCGCUCGCUCUCGCUCCUGGAGCCGCUCCCUGGAUCCGUGGCGCACGCCGGCCCGCUAGGAGCUCUCCAUGGUGCUGAAUCCUACGGAAGGGGCGGUUUGGACAUCGACUUGGAGAUACCGUCGCUCAACGAGCUCAGUACCGGGGCUGUAACAGGCCCCAGCCCGAAACAGUUCACCCUCAACCGACUCAUUUGCACCCCAGUUCCCAUUGGGGAUUGCAGAUCGAGGGGUCUGAGACAAGCCGAUGACCCGUUCGCUGACGAGGAGGACUGGAACCUCCGCACGACCGCUGAGGAGCUCCGACAGAUCGUCAUGCAGCAGAACGAUCAGAUCCUCAUGGACCACAGGACCAUCACGGAGCUCACCGGGAAGCUCUCAGAGUGUGAGAACGGACUGGAGGAGAGGGCUCUCAGUGAGCGGAGUAUGGGGGUCUGGGCGGCCAACCGACGCCACAUGGCCGGGGAUGAUGUGAGCAGCUCGGUUUCAGUGCAAUUACAGACAGAAGAACUGGAGAGAGCCAUUCUUCAACUGAAAGACCGCAUAGAUAAGCUGGAGAUGGAGAUAGGUCCUGCUGCGAUGAACCACACUGGGCAUGCUUUGAGCACGUUGGGGAGCGUAAUGGUUGGCGAACCCGGCAGGCCUGUGGAGGAUCUGGAGGGAGAGCUUGAAAAGAAGAUUAGGCUGCUGGAGAAAGAGAGAAAGAACCUUCGUAAAGAGGCCCAGAAUCGCCAUCAGCACAUCGACCAGGGAAUCAACACUCUGCAAGAGCGAAUUACAGAGCUCGAACAGAGUCUUACAGAUUACAGUUACCCACAAGGGUAUAAACUUUCCUUUCCUGUGCGAACUAACUACAUGUAUGGCCUAGUCCGGCGGAAUAUUCCAGAGAUAUACGCCUUCACGGCAUGUUUGUGGCUCAAGCCAACCGAGAAUGGGAUUGGAACACCAUUUUCCUAUGCGGUGCCAGAACAACCAAAUGAACUUGUCCUGCUUCAGGGUAUUCAUAACCCUGCAGAACUACUCAUCAAUGAUAAGGUGGCACAGUUGCCCCUAUCUUUGCCCCAGGGCAUCUGGCAGCACGUAUGUGUGAGCUGGACCCUACGGGACGGGGUUUGGAAAGCAUAUCAGGGUGGCAAGUUGAGAGGACGGGGCGAAGGGCUGUCAGCUUGGCACCCAAUCAAAUCCGGAGGCGUGCUGGUGCUGGGCCAGGAACAGGACACCCUUGGUGGGCGGUUUGACGCAUCUCAGGCUCUUGUUGGAGAGCUGUCAUUAUUUAACCUGUGGGAUCGUGUUCUGUCACCAACAGAGGUGGCCGCUCUUGCAACUUGUGCAGAAUCUUCAAAACUGGGAAACGUGGUGCCUUGGACAGACCAAGAUGUGGACGUUUUUGGUGGGGCUGUCAAAGACCCCAUGGACCCCAUGGACCCCUGCGUUCACAGCUCCUAUCCCAGGCAGUGAGCGGGGUCAUGGGUCGAUACCAUUCUUUUUUGGGGUGGGGUAUAAAAUGAGACAAAAAACGGCUUGAAAGAUGGAGACAAAGAGAUAACAAAUAUAUCAUGGUUCUAGUGUUUGUAUAGAAUGUAUUUACCAUUGAACUGUUAUACAGGAUUCUAUAGAGCUGCUGCUGAAAGCUUUAUGGGCUGUUUUUGUCUUGUGUUGCUUGUGUUCUUUCACGCCCCUCUUCCCAACACAUUAUUGCACUGUGAUCCCUUCAGAUAUAGAGAAUGUUGUUUAAUAAGAUGGAUGUGGUUUAUUGUCACAGCAAUCAUCUAUGCGCUUUAUUCGUGUAAAUGGAGAUUUUGUUUCUUUCCCAGAACAGUCUUUUCUUUUCUUUUUUGCAUUAACUGUCCCUUGAAUCAUCUCUACAGUAAAUCACUGUUACGAAGUCCAACAGCACCUUACCAGUGUUGGGUGUAAUCUGAUUACAAAGUAAUUAUUUACUGUAAUUGAAUAACUUUUUAAGUAAAACAAAAAUGGUGUAAUUCAUUACAUUUCCAAUUCUAGUAACCAGAUUACAGUUACUGACUUUCAAUUAAGGGAAUUACUUUUCAGUACAUUACUCAGGUUACACAUAUUUCGAAAAUAAUAUUAUUUAUGUACAGUAUAAUAAGAUGUUUGAAAAUGAACAAGGAGGCAAUAUAGACCUUAUUUUGAAUUCAUUGAGUGGAAAAAAUAAAAGUUCCUGUUAAAAGUGUUAAAAGUAACUUAAAAAGUAAAGUAAUUAGUAAUGUGAUUACUUUUUCGAUUAAGUAAUAAAAUAUUCUGCCAUUUGUAAAUGGAUUGCUUUUUUAAGGUAACUUACCCUGUACUGGUCUUUACACAGUGUAUCAUCACUGACUUUAUUUUAAAAGACAAAUUCCGACAGAAUCCAACGUUUUUAAAUAAUAAACUUUUUUUAAUGUAGGCGUUAACACUGAGUAUCUUAAACUAACCUACACAAAAUUUUAAGAUGAUCACCAUCAUCAAAUAAAUACGCCGUGCUGCCUGCACACUUUGAAAAUAUGAAUGCAAAACAGUGUUUAAAUACAGAAUCUUUCAGCAUCUUGUCACGUUACCAUUGUAUUGCACCAAGUACUCAUUCUGCGUGCCCGUCAGAGAAAGCUUAGGGAAGUGCCUGUCUAUUUAUUUGACUCUUGCUAUUGGUUGAUGAUCAGCUGUGAUGUCAGUGUAGUGCUUCUUUAUAUUUGCACCACCAAGGAUGUACAAUAAUAUUCUGAUAAUGUGGAUGAAACUAUUAAAACAGUGA
Molecule: messenger RNA, 3132 nt
Organism: Xyrauchen texanus (razorback sucker)
Lineage: Eukaryota; Metazoa; Chordata; Actinopteri; Cypriniformes; Catostomidae
Gene: nptxrb
Product: neuronal pentraxin receptor b
Exons: 5
Coding region: 267-1844 (525 amino acids)
Source: RefSeq, a predicted model, not a curated record